Messenger RNA from Aspergillus pseudonomiae, 7716 nucleotides. Its product is annotated as type I polyketide synthase. The coding region runs from base 1 to 7716 and encodes 2571 amino acids. Gene Ontology annotation, molecular function: phosphopantetheine binding; 3-oxoacyl-[acyl-carrier-protein] synthase activity; fatty acid synthase activity. The record is from RefSeq and is a predicted model, not a curated record. The transcript has 12 exons. NCBI's taxonomy places the organism in Eukaryota, Fungi, Ascomycota, Eurotiomycetes, Eurotiales, Aspergillaceae. Gene Ontology annotation, biological process: fatty acid biosynthetic process; secondary metabolite biosynthetic process.
AUGCAGCCCCAUAAUCCCUAUGUCGAGCCCAUCGCCAUCGUAGGAAUGGCAUGUAGGCUACCAGGGGACAUUGUAUCGCCAUCCAAGCUCUGGGAUCUGCUGGUACAGGAAAGAUCUGCCCAAUCUGAGGUCCCAGCAAAUCGCUUCAAUGUGGACUCAUGGUAUCAUCCAGAUAAACAGCGACCGGGUAGCAUCACCACGCGGGGAGGAUAUUUCCUUAGUCAAGAUGACUCCUUCCGUCAAUUUGACCCGUCCUUUUUUGGAAUCAACCCUAAGGAAGCCGCGAGCAUGGAUCCCCAGCAGCGAAAGCUGUUAGAAGUGGUGUAUGAGAGUUUUGAAGCGGCCGGUGCUCACCUGGAAGAUGUUUCUGGCUCGAAGACGGCCUGCUAUGUUGGAAACUUUACCUGGGACAUCGGUCAGAUGCAGGCCCGAGAUAUCAAUCAUGGUGCCCCAUACCAUAUGACGGGCGGUGGGUUGACGAUAUUAAGCAAUCGAAUCAAUUAUGUGUUCAAUCUAAAAGGCCCCAGUAUGACCAUCGAUACGGCUUGCUCUAGCACCAUGUAUGCGCUCCAUCUGGCCUGCCGCAGUUUGCAGGCUGGGGACUGCUCGGCCGCCGUGGUGGCCGGCACAAAUCUGAUUUUUGGCAUUGAGCAACAGAUUGGCAGCGUCCGCCUGGGUGUUCUGUCACCUACAUCCGUGUGCCAUACAUUUGACGAGUCGGCCGACGGAUACGCGCGUGCAGAAGCCGUGGGCUCUCUGUACCUUAAGACCUUGUCCCAGGCCAUCGCAGACGGAGAUCCCAUCCGGGCAGUCAUUCGGGGAACAGCGAUUAACGCAAAUGGGAGGAGCCCUGGAAUCAGUCAUCCCAGUGCACAGGAGCAAGAGAUGGUAAUCAGACAGGCCUAUGCCAGGGCAGGCCUGCGAUUGGACCAGACUGGAUACUUUGAAUGUCACGGGACUGGCACGCCAGUUGGAGAUCCGCUGGAGGUCUCAGCCAUAGGGAAUGUUUUCGGUCCCGUGCGAAGCGCAGAGUCCCCCUUGCUGAUAGGAUCCGUGAAAACAAAUCUGGGGCACGGAGAGGCAGCUAGUGCUAUCUCCAGUUUGAUCAAGACCGUCCUUUGUUUGGAGAAGGGGGAGAUUCCCGCCACAAUUGGGAUCAGGCGGCUGAAUCCUGCCCUCAACCUUCGUGAUGGACGGCUGAAAAUUGUUCAGACACUUUCCCCGUGGCCGGACUCGCAACAGUACCGUCGAGCCAGUGUCAACUCCUUUGGCUAUGGCGGUGCCAACGCCCACGCUAUUCUGGAUGCAGUGCAGUCAUAUUUGGGUGAAUUCUGUCAGAGUAUUCCGGCAUCUCUCACAACUCCUGGACAGCCUUCGCUGAAGCGAUACUUCUUUUUGCCCUUUUCGGCCCACAGCGAGCCGACGCUGCGUCAAAAUAUCAAGGCCAUCUCCCACAGCUUCAAGGGUGAUGUCAAUCUGCCCGAUUUGGCAUAUACUUUGGCGUCUUGCCGGAGCAACCACUCUGAACGAGCGUUCGCCCUUAUUCCUGGUGAUUCGAGCUGUUCCCAGCUUGUCGAUUCCCUCGCCUCGGAUAAGCUGACUUUCGGCACUGCCAUGGGUGCCGUUCCUAAGCUGGCUUUUAUAUUCACCGGCCAAGGCGCUCAGUGGCCACAGAUGGGUCAUGAGUUGGUACAGCAUUAUGCUGUGGUCCGCCAAACUCUACGGGAUCUGGGAAACGUCAUUGCAAAGUUGCCUAACCCUCCAGAAUGGGAUCUCCUAGAGGCUCUCGACCAGCCAAAAUCGAAGAGUCGUGUCAAUGAAGCAGAGCUCUCACAACCUCUAACCACUGCGAUUCAGAUCGCUAUCGUUGACCUCUUGCGGUCAUGGGGAGUGCAUCCGACGGCCGUCGUCGGUCAUUCUUCCGGGGAAAUUGCUGCUGCUUACAGUGCCGGGCUCAUAUCAGCAGCGGAGGCCAUUAUCAUUGCCUACCAACGAGGUGCAGCGACAGUGAAGAGCACUCAGCGCGGCGCCAUGCUGGCGGUCGGUAUUGGAUCAGAGGAGGCUCUUCAGGCCAUCCAUGAUAUUCCCGAUAUCGGGAUUGCUUGUUAUAAUGCACCCGAUAGUGUCACGCUAAGUGGUACCGAGGAGGCUGUUGAUAUGGCCCGCGGUCGCUUCUCACGCGCGGGCGUUUUCAACCGGAAGCUGAUUACCUCUGGAAACGCCUACCACUCUAAGCUGAUGGCCGAGGCUGGGCAGUACUAUGAAGCGUCACUGAAGGAGUGCCUUCUCCCUAACGACCCGCCGUCGACCGGCCAUGCAGAUGUCACCAUGUUUUCCUCGGUGACCGAGGAGCCCGUCUCGACACUCGCCCUGGAAUACUGGCGUCAAAACCUAGAAUCCCCAGUGCACUUCGACCAAGCGGCCCAGAAGCUCCUCAAGGCCCGGCCUGAAGUCAAUCUGGUUGUCGAAAUUGGCCCGCACUCGGCUUUGGCUGCACCACUCAAGGCAAUCCGCGCGGCAGUGGGCUAUAGUCCAGAGCGACUGGUCUAUCUGUCGGCUCUGAAGCGCAAUUCGGACUCGGUGGAAUCCCUGUUGAAGAUGGUCGGAUCUUUGUUUCUGUCGGGGCUUCCAUUCGCCCUCUCCACCGUCAACGCCGACGCGACCGUCCAUCGUGACGACAAGACCGGCUCGGAAAUCAUCGAAUACUCACAUGGUUCUUUCAUUCGAGAUCUGCCUACAUACCAAUGGGUAUACGAUGAGGAGCCUUUGUGGAAUGAAAGUCGUCUCAGCACUGACAUCCGUUUCCGAAGCUACCCUCAUCAUGAUCUACUAGGAAGUAGACUUCCGGGAACAUCCAAUAUUGCACCCGCUUGGCGAAACCUGAUCAGUUUGGAAAGCGUGCCAUGGCUGCGGGACCACAGGGUUGGCGAUGACAUUGUGUUUCCAGCCGCUGGAUAUGUCACAUUGGCUAUUGAGGCGAUCACUCAAAUCCGUAGAUCUACUAUCUCGGCCGUAACAGAUGCAUACACCCUACGUAGGGUGAAGAUCACCUCUGCGAUGGUACUGAAAGAAGGGUUAGCUACUGAACUGAUGUUUGAUCUUCGGGCUAUCUCUGGCCAGCCAGCGGCAUAUGAGUUCGCCGUCAGUACUUUCGUGAAUGGAACGUGGACACAACAUGCCACUGGAUCAGUCCAAGUGGAUAAUGACAGCGCCAGUGAUCAAUCAAUCAGUUCCGUCGAGAAUAUGGCCGGCAGUCGCGGAGGCAUCAACAAGGACAGUUAUGACCGUCGCUGGUACGGCGCAAUGGACAAAGUUGGCCUGAUCUACGGACCAGGGUUCAAGACACUUUCCGAUAUUCGUGCCAGUCCCGAGCAUCACUGGGCCGCUGCAGAGGUUUCAGGCAAUGCCACCGACAAGCUCAUGGGCCGGCAGUCACAAUACAUCCUUCAUCCCACCAGUAUUGACGCCUGCUUGCAGCUUUCCAUUAUUGCCGCACAUCAUGGCAAGCCGGAGAGCCUUAAAAAGGUGUAUCUGCCUGUUCUAAUCCCAAAGCUCACAAUUUGGCCACACCAUAGCAGCCAGGGGCUUCCCUUGACAGCUUGUGGUCGCGGGCUCCACCGCGGGCUUCGAUCGGUUCAGACCUUCACUGGGCUCUCAAAUCCCAAUCACCAGACUAUACUUCAAGCAGAAAUCACCUUCUCCUCCCUAGAAACUGCUGUUGGCGAAGAUGGCACAGGAAAGAGCCCUCAGCCUUAUACACGCCUCGUCUGGAAGCCGGACCUUGAUCGCAUGACAAAUACACAAGCACAGCUUCUGUUCCACGGAACACAAGAUGACAUUUCUACAUCGAAGCACUUCUUCUCUCAGUUAGAGGAAGUGACUAGGUUGGCAAUUCGGAGUAGUGCGGAGCGACUCCCGGAGAACCUACAGGCAGAUCGUCUGCCAGGCCACAUGCAGAAAUUUCUGGAAUGGCUGAAGAUGGAGGGAUUGGCGCUCUCCACCAAUGAAGCUGCAGAUGGCUUAAGAGGCGAGAGUCUCCUUGAUAAAAUUGACGCCAUUGCUCGAAGCGUUGAGCAGACUGUCCCCGAAGCUGCCAUGGUGGCUCAACUAAACUCCCGGAUGCCGGAAAUCCUGGCCGGGACUGUCGGUGCGCUAGACGUAAUGGUUGAAGACAAUCUUAUGUCGCGAAUCUACGAAGAGGGUUUUGGGCAAACAGGUGCCUAUGCCAAAUUGAGCGAUGUCAUCGACCUCGUGGCACAUAAAGAUCCCCGACUGCGUAUCCUCGAACUGGGAGCAGGUACCGGCGGUGCUACAAAGCCCAUGUUGAAAGCCCUGCAUGGAGACACCCCUCUCCCCAAAUAUGAGAAGUAUGAUUUUACCGACGUGUCCAAGGCUUUCUUGGGUGUUGCCCAGGAUAAGUUCCAGGGAUAUCGCAAUUUAGACUUUGGUAUCCUCGACAUUGAGAAGGAUCCCGUCUCUCAGGGUUUCGAGGAACAGUCGUAUGAUAUUGUCUUUGCAUCAAAUGUUAUCCAUGCGACGCGCAAUGUCGCCUCCUCUCUGCGCAAUUGCAAGAGGCUUCUCAAACCUGACGGCAAGCUCUUGAUCAUCGAGACUACGAAGCAACGACAGGUGACCGGAUUUAUGCUCGGAACCCUCCCCGGAUACUGGCUCGGUGCGAAUGACGGGAGACCAUCUAGCCCGUUCCUGUCGAAGACGCUAUGGCACCAGAGAUUGCUUGAUGCAGGACUCUCGGGGGCCGAUAUCGUGCUGGAUGAUUACCCGGAGCCAGCCGAUUGUACGACUCUUAUUAUGUCGCGCAACUCCAGCGAGGCCGCCAAUCACGCCAGUAUGAAUGGCGCCAAUCAUACCAAUGGUGCCAACAGCAUCAACAAUAUAAGCGAAAUUAAUGGUGUCAAUGGUGUUAACCAAUUGAAUGGAGCAAAAUCUCUGAAGCCAUCAACGGUCACUUUGAUAUAUCGCCGGGAGCCGCAGCCCCUCCAGCGGGCUCUCGAGGCGAAAUAUGCACAGCUAGGCAUCUCAACCCAGUCGAUGGCACUGGAAGACAUUCCGAAUUCCCUUGAACGAGACUCUCGCACGAUCAUGCUGGCCGAACUGGAGGACCCACUGAUGGCGCGGAUGACUCCAGCUGAGAUGCACGCCGUCCAAUGCUACACUCAACAGGCUGCCACCGCCAUCUGGGUCACCAACGGGAAUGUUCUCCGAGGCCAGGAUCCUGAAAAAUCACUGGUCUUUGGCCUAGCCAAGUCUAUUAUGACUGAACAGCCUUCGUUCCAUCUCUGCAGCGUGGACGUUGACAUCGGUGAUGGGAAGGCUGACUGCGGCAACAGUACCACGCUCCUUGUGGAGACAGAGAUGGCCUUCCACCACGACCCCAAUGGCGAGCUUGAUACGGAGCUGGUCGAGAAAGAUGGCCUGGUCUAUAUUAGUCGGUAUGUGACUGACGAUACUGAGAAUGCUAACUUUGAGCGGUACUUCGCCGUCAAGCCGACUGUGAUGGCCCUUGCCCGAGGCGAGAGCUCCUACUACUCGCUUCAAUUUGAAAAUGUCGGUCGUGUAGACAGCUUCUAUUUCAAGGAACAGACUCUAAAGCCACUGGGUGAGAAUGAGGUCCUCCUAGACGUGGAUGCUGCUCCUUUGGAUAGUCUGUCAAUUGCCGCUCUCAAAGGACAGAUAGCUUCCCCUUGCUUUGGUCUGGAAAUUGUGGGCACCGUUCGUGCGGUCGGUUCCAAGACAUCUAAGUUGAAGGAAGGAAACCGGGUAUGUUGCCUCUAUCCGCACCACUUUGAUACGGCUGUCAUCGUGGAUGAGCGUCAUUGCGAAUUGCUCUUGGCCGAUGAACGCCCCGAAGACCUGAUCAGUCAGAUACACCCCGUUGUCACAUCUCUACACCUCGUUGAGCUGCUGUUGGGGUUACAUGCCGGGGACCAAAUUUUGGUCGACUGUCGUCAAGCGCAUCUCGCCUGUGUUAUCUCUCAAGUAGCUCUCUUGGAGGGUUCCAGAGUCUACGUUACUUUUGACUCCGAGGCUGGACGAGAUAUUCUCCAGCAACUUGGUAACGACUCGCAUCUAGUAGACCGUCAGGCCAAUUUCAAACAAGCCUUGCUGGGCACUUCGUUUGACGCCAUCCUGACAGACUCGACGGAUGGCUAUCAACUGUUUGACAAUAUUAUUAACUCUGGUGGUCGGAUUGUCGCUCUGGCAAAUGCUGCUCCCGUUGAGAUGGUCAAUGCUGCAGUAUCAUUCCUCAACAAGAGCGUCACCAUCGGAAUGUUUGAUCCUUUCAAUGGAUUUGCAACAGCUCCAGUCCAGCACUCCAGCCUCCUCGCAAAGGCAUUAAAGCUUCUCCGUCGCAAUGUUAUCCGGCCAAUUCCAUCUACGCAGUAUGAUCUGUCAUAUUUGCCCGAGGCUGUCGGCCAUAUCUCCCAGGAUGACUACGUCGGACGGGUGGUGUUAACACGGACACCAAACACUGCUGUCCCCAUCCAUACUGUUGCAGAGCCGUUGAUGUUCAAUUCCAAGGCGUCGUAUCUCCUGAUAGGCUGCCUAGGAGGGCUGGGAAGAAGCUUAACGACAUGGAUGGUCUCUCGUGGGGCCCGUCAUUUUAUCUUCCUCUCCCGCAGUGGUGCAGACAAAUCUGAAGCAGCUGCUUUAGUGAAGGAGUUGCACGAACUCAGUCGGUCCCAAUAUCUAGACUUGACCGUGCAGGUGGUUCGUGGUGAUGUCUCUAUUCGAGACGAUGUGAGCCGGGCCAUUUCCUGUGCCACCAAGCCUAUUAAGGGAGUGGUUCAAGCUGCCAUGGUACUCAAGGACACCCUUUUUACAGAAAUGUCGCUGGCUCAGUUCAACCAGGUCUUACAUCCCAAGAUGCUGGGUACCAUACACUUGCACGAGUUACUUCAAGGACACGAUCUCGACUUCUUUGUCAUGACGAGUUCCGUUCUUGGUGCCAUUGGUGCUGCCAUGCAAAGCAAUUAUUCGGCCGCCAAUGCGUACCUUGACCACAUGGCUCGUCAUCGCCAAAGCCUGGGCCUACAGGCUACAUCCAUUGCGCUGGGAAUGAUUCUCAACGUCGGCCAUGUGGAAGAGCAUCCCGAAGUAGAGAAGGCACUCAAACGCAAUGGAAUGUACGGGAUCAGUGUCGACGAGUAUCUGCUCAUGAUGGAAUUCGCCUGUCGCCGUCGGGACUUGAGCAGCACCACGAACUCUCACGGUCCGUACAAAUAUGAUCCUUGCGCUACUGCUCACAUCGUUACCGGCAUGGACCCUACCCGUGUCUCUCGCGCUGGUGGGAAAUCUCUCUGGCUGAAAGAUAACCGGCUGCGCAAUCUCGUCGCUGCGCUCGGUGGCGGGAAUCAUGGUGAUGGAUUCAACGCCGAGCAGUCGGCUGGGCCCAGCACGCACGAGCUCCUUGAAGCAGCGCGGGCGGAAGGGGGGGUUGCGGCCGUCAAGGUCACGACCCUGGGGUUAAUCCUAGCAAGAUUCUCCAAAUUAGUGUUGCUGCCGGUGCACAAGAUCGACCCGGGCAAAGCUCUGGCCCAUUACGGGAUGGACAGCAUGAUCUCAGCCGAGCUGAAGAGCUGGGCAUGGAAGGAGUUUACGGUUGAUCUGCCAUUUUUAGGUCUGUUGGACCAGAGUCUGACAUUUGAUGGCUUGGCUGAGACAGUAGUUGCGUUGACUGAGACCAAGUCUACGUGA